AGCCGCUUUUGAAUAUCAUCCUUUAGCAACCGUCCUGUUGGAUCCAAAUUGUUGAGGCCAAAUGCUGCGCCUGUUUUUGGUUGCUGCCUUUUGCGUUGGAUGCUUGCAGCUCACUUUUGUGAGGCCGCUCAAUGUUGGAACUGCAUCUCAUGGGCGGCGGCAACAAACCUACCUCCGCAGUGCGGGAAAGCAAGCAGGCGCGGACAGUUCUGAAGAGCAGGUGCGCCCACGUCGUUGGUGGGGCCUUGGUUUUGUGGCUGCUGCUUUGGCAGCUUUGCGCUUCCGCGUGCAACCUGCCAAGGCAGAGUCUUAUCCAGUGCAAGGAAAUGAAGAACUGAUGAAGCAGAAGGCUCACGGAACGACUGAGUACCCAGUCCAGGAAGUGUUGCGGUGGGACGUUGAUCGCGGGACUGCGGACAGGAUUUGCUCAUACAAUCGUCACUUUGCAGAGUAUGCUGGGUACUGGAGUACGACCAAAUUCCUCAAGCAAGUUAACCGUGAGGGCGAAACUUUCUACGACUCAGUGUCAGGAAAACCUUUGUUCGUGGCACCCAAAGGCAGGACCUGGAAGGAGUUUGAGAAGGAGUCGUUCGUGCAUGGAUGGCCAUCAUUCCGGGAUGAGGAGGUGAUUUGGGAAAAUGUUCGCUGCUUGCCUGGUGGUGAAUGUGUUUCAAUUGACGGCACUCACCUUGGCCACAACAUUCCUGACUUCCAAGGAAAUCGCUACUGCAUCAAUUUGGUGUCCGUAGCUGGAAACCCGCCAACUGUUUGAAUGGAAUUCUGAAAGGGCAGGUAGUGCUUGACAUCAACGAUGCUGCCUCGUUGGGCUUUGAUGUUUGACCUGGUGCAGGUGUAUGUAAAUGCAGCUGUGGGUUCAUUUUUGAGGGGUCAACCAGGUAGUGGGGAUUUGGCUGAUCCACAGCCAUGCUUUGAUGUGGAGGGCACUUGCAUUGUGCCUGUCAGACUUGCAUAUCGGUUUGCCAGCUCAAGUCUUGAUGUCAUGUCAGCUCCUGUACUUUCAAUGGCUACGAGAUUGUCAAGCUUAAAGCUUUGCGUCCUGGGCCAGCAAGACGUUUGCAAGAAUCUUCAUGCCUGCAAAGGCGAGUUUUCGCAGACUGAACGGCCACAGACAGUUGCCGCUGCCUACCUAACGUGCCACCAGCACAGUCUGUACCACACCGAUGCCGCGCUCUCGCGUGAAGAA
This is a messenger RNA of Durusdinium trenchii, 1204 nucleotides long. Lineage: Eukaryota; Dinophyceae; Suessiales; Symbiodiniaceae. The record is from the annotation of a GenBank genome assembly.